GUCAGGUUUAGCGUAGGGGAAUUAGGGAGGGCUAACACCAGAGAGGACAGCUUCCCUUCGUCCCCAAGCAGUGAUUGUCUGACUGUGUGUCAGUAUACAUCUCCGGUGCCCUCUUCCUCCAGUCACCAACCACGGACUGAGGCCAGGAUCCCCUGUUCCCAGCCCCCACCACUGCCUCCCUCUGUCCCGGUCUCCCAGUGCACCCCUCAGACGCCGGGAGCGGCCGGCCACAUUUCCGUACCACACAGGAUCUUGGCUUGAAAGAGUGAUAAAAAAAAGUAAAAAAUGGGAGCCGGAGGAAGUGUCGAAGACAAGGCAUUAGCCGCAAAGUCCAAGGAGCUGGAAAAGCAGCUGGCGGAGGAUGCAGACAAAGAAUCCAAGACAGUCAAGCUUCUGCUGCUUGGUGCUGGUGAGUCUGGGAAGAGCACAAUUGUUAAGCAGAUGAAAAUUCUCCAUCAAGGUGGUUAUACCAAAGAAGAACAAUUGGAGUUCAGGGCGAUCAUCUAUGGUAACAUCCUGCAGUCUGCUCUGGCCAUCAUCAGAGGCAUGGAGAUGCUGACCAUUGACUUUGGAUCACCAAAAGGAAGUGAAGACGGGCAGAAGCUGUCCAACCUGUCAGACUCCAUUGAAGAGGGCUCAAUGCCCCCUGAGCUGGCUGAUGUCAUCAAGAGGCUGUGGAGUGACAGUGGUGUCCAGGCCUCCUUCGAGAGAGCAGCCGAGUAUCAGCUCAAUGACUCUGCUGGCUACUACCUUGGAGAAUUGGACAGAAUCACAAAGUCUGAUUACCUGCCCAAUGAGCAGGACGUGCUGCGUUCUCGAGUCAAGACAACCGGUAUUAUCGAGGAGCAGUUCUCCUGCAAAGAGCUGCAUUUCAGGAUGUUUGAUGUGGGCGGCCAGCGGUCGGAGAGAAAGAAGUGGAUCCAUUGUUUCGAGGGUGUAACCUGCAUCAUCUUCUGCGGAGCUCUCAGUGCUUAUGACAUGGUGCUCGUAGAGGACGAUGAAGUGAACCGUAUGCAUGAGUCUCUCCACUUGUUCAACAGUAUCUGCAACCACAGGUUCUUCGCCACCACCUCCAUUGUGCUCUUCCUCAACAAGAAGGAUCUUUUUGAAGAGAAGAUCAAAAAGGUCCACCUCAGUAUCUGCUUCCCAGACUACGAUGGCCCCAACACAUAUGAUGAUGCCAGUGACUACAUCAAGAAGCAGUUUGAGGAGCUGAAUAUGAAGAAGGGUGUCAAAGAAAUCUAUUCCCACUUGACCUGCGCCACGGACACAAAGAACGUGGAGAUUGUGUUCGGAGCCGUGACAGACAUCAUUAUCAAAGAGAACCUAAAAUCUUGCGGUCUGUUCUAAGCAGAUACACAAAGAGAUUGUAUUUUUCCCCUCUUCCCUUCACUUGGAUUCAUGUUGAAGUUGAGCAGUAGGAACAGAAGGCACAACAGAAGGCUUUGUAAUGUCAUAAGACUCUUCAAUUCUACACUAUCCCUUCAUUCCUAACUCCCAACACCCUAAAUUAUGGGUAAUGAAGGAAAAUACUAAUAAUAAUAAGAAAACAGCCCAAAACUUACUCCAAAGGGAGUCAACACACAUGUCCAACAAAUCGAACAAAGAUGGCAAUAUGUUCUUCACGGAGACAAUGUGGAUGAUGUCCUUUAGAUGGAAAUGUGGAUAAGAAGUCAGAAGAACAACCGAAUGAACACGUUUGAUAUAGGUACUUUAUUAGAUAUUCUGGGGUUAUUUCUGGCUCUUAAAUGGUUUGUGUUGAAGAAAGUGUAGAAAGCUGCUCAUGGAAUCCAAUUGAUAAACUUAUGAAAGGAUACAUUUUGAAGUGAUCCAUCUUACUCAACAUGGUCAGAGUGAAGUCCUUUCCAAUUACACUGUUCUUGCCCAAUGAUUUUUAAUGGUUAUAUCUAGUUCUGUUUGGAUAUGCUUACUGUUUCGCACCAGAUGUAACACAGUAAAAAGUUAUUCAGCUCAUUUCAAUCAGCGAGUUCAAAUAGCUGAAAUUUAAGAAAAAAGUACCAUCAAAACAAGUUAGCAAUGUAUUUUGUAAAUAGGGGACCUUAAACAUUAAUAUUCGAAUACGUUAUGACAAUGUUCAACAUCAGUGACAUGUUUAGUGAUGUGCAUGUAUAUUCCAUUUUGACUACUGACAAAUGAACCUGUAACUGACCGGUCUUGUGAAAGAUAAACAUUAAAAAUAAAAAUGUAUACAUAGCAA
Oncorhynchus keta (chum salmon) is the source of this 2218-nucleotide messenger RNA. Its product is annotated as guanine nucleotide-binding protein G(t) subunit alpha-2-like. Gene Ontology annotation, cellular component: heterotrimeric G-protein complex; photoreceptor outer segment; photoreceptor inner segment. The transcript has 9 exons. Gene Ontology annotation, molecular function: GTP binding; GTPase activity; G protein-coupled receptor binding. The coding region runs from base 286 to 1350 and encodes 354 amino acids. Gene Ontology annotation, biological process: detection of chemical stimulus involved in sensory perception of bitter taste; adenylate cyclase-modulating G protein-coupled receptor signaling pathway. The record is from RefSeq and is a predicted model, not a curated record. Lineage: Eukaryota; Metazoa; Chordata; Actinopteri; Salmoniformes; Salmonidae.